GGUAAGCAAGAAAAGCCAAGAAAAAACAAACAAAAAAAUCAUCCAUCACAUGAAUGGUCAUUCCAAAAAUUAAUUAAAAAUCCCAAAAAAAAUCUCUACUUCUUUGUCGUCCAUUUGGCCUAAUAUAUCAAGAUGUCUGGCCGAGAGGGUGGCAAGAAGAAGCCUCUGAAGCAGCCUAAAAAGGACUCAAAAGAACUGGACGAGGAUGAUGUAGCACUCAAGCAAAAACUCAAAGAGCAGCAAAAGGCUUUGCAGAGCCAUAUCACAAGCCAGGCUGAUGAAGUUAUCAGACGGAAAGGAAAAAAAGAAGCCAAAGCUAAAGCUGCACAAAAGGGUCCUUUGGUGAGCGGCGGCAUAAAGAAAUCUGGCAAAAAGUGACAAAGUCAAGAAAGAUUAUUUCCAUUUGUAUUUAAUUACUAGGCUAAAAUUUUUAAUGUAAGACUUUACCUUUGCUUGCUGAAUAACCGACGACAAUCUUUGGCUGAAUGUUUAAAACUUUAUGCUAAAAAAGUUCAACUGAAGGUUAUUUUUCAUACAUAUUAAUAGAACAGCCUCAAUUGUGCACUGCCAUUUGGUGUGCCUUUUAAAUCUCAAGACAAUGUAAUAUUCAACAAUGCCCCAUGCAUUUGUUUCUAAAUAUAAUAAAAUGU
Messenger RNA from Hyposmocoma kahamanoa, 650 nucleotides. RefSeq names its product translation machinery-associated protein 7 homolog. NCBI's taxonomy places the organism in Eukaryota, Metazoa, Arthropoda, Insecta, Lepidoptera, Cosmopterigidae. The coding region runs from base 133 to 378 and encodes 81 amino acids. The transcript is spliced from 4 exons. The record is from RefSeq and is a predicted model, not a curated record.